Messenger RNA from Penicillium bovifimosum, 1833 nucleotides. RefSeq names its product methylenetetrahydrofolate reductase (NAD(P)H) MET13. The record is from RefSeq and is a predicted model, not a curated record. Gene Ontology annotation, biological process: tetrahydrofolate interconversion. Lineage: Eukaryota; Fungi; Ascomycota; Eurotiomycetes; Eurotiales; Aspergillaceae. Gene Ontology annotation, cellular component: cytosol. Gene Ontology annotation, molecular function: FAD binding; methylenetetrahydrofolate reductase [NAD(P)H] activity. The transcript is spliced from 2 exons. Bases 1 to 1833 code for a protein of 610 amino acids.
AUGCAUAUCCGCGAGAAACUUGCCAAGAAUGAGGCGGAGGGAAAGACUGGAAUCUCUUUUGAGUUCUUCCCUCCUAAGACCGCUCAAGGUGUACAGAAUCUUUACGACCGAAUGGACCGCAUGCACGGGCUGGGUCCCUCUUUCAUCGACAUCACUUGGGGCGCUGGCGGUCGCUUAUCGGAUCUGACAUGCGAGAUGGUUAAUGUGGCACAAUCGGUGUAUGGAUUGGAGACUUGCAUGCAUCUGACUUGCACUGAUAUGCCGCUUGAGAAGGUUGACCAGGCCCUCCAGGCUGCCUACAAAUCUGGCUGCACCAAUAUUUUGGCUCUCCGAGGAGACCCGCCACGUGACAAGGAGACAUGGGAGGCAACAGAGAACGGAUUCCGCUAUGCAAAGGAUUUGGUGAAAUACAUUCGGGAGAAAUAUGGAAACCAUUUCGAUAUCGGUGUCGGCGGGUAUCCCGAAGGUGCCGAUGACAAUUCCGACGUGGAUCAAUUGAUCGAUCACUUGAAGGAGAAGGUCGAUGCAGGCAGCUCUUUUAUUGUGACUCAGAUGUUUUAUGAUGCGGAGAACUUCAUCGAAUGGGUGAACAAGUGUCGCGCCAAGGGCAUCAAUGUUCCUAUUAUACCAGGCAUCAUGCCGAUCUCUACAUUCAGCAGUUUCCUACGUCGCGUCAACUGGACGAAGAUUCGAGUUCCCCCUGAGUGGAUGGAGGCUCUUGAGCCAGUCAAGAACGACGACUCUGCAGUUCGAGAUAUCGGAAAGACUUUGAUUGCCGAGAUGUGCAAAAAGCUGAUCGCUGCUGGUCUCAAACAUUUGCAUUUCUAUACUAUGAAUCUGGCUCAGGCGACUCGGUUGGUUCUUGAAGAGCUCGGGCUUUGCCCCUCGGAUGAAACCCCGAUUCAACGCGCGCUGCCUUGGCGGCCUUCCCUUGCCCUCAAUCGGAGAACGGAGGACGUGCGCCCGGUGUUCUGGCGCAACCGAAACUCAUCAUAUGUUGCUCGUACACAGACUUGGGAUGAAUAUCCCAACGGUCGGUGGACCGAUUCUCGUUCACCUGCGUUCGGUGAGCUCGACUCGUACGGCGUGGGUCUAAAGGGCACAAAUGAGCAGAAUAUCAAACUUUGGGGCGAGCCAAAGUCGAUUAAAGAGCUGUCAGACAUCUUUGUCCGUUUCUUGACCGGCAAGCUUGACCGACUGCCCUGGAGUGACUCGCCAAUCACGUCAGAGGCACACGAAAUUCAGCAGGACUUGCUCAACCUUAACCAGCGAGGAUUUUUGACAAUCAACUCACAGCCUGCCGUCAAUGGAGUCAAGUCAUCCCAUCCUAUCUAUGGUUGGGGUCCAAAGAACGGUUUCGUCUACCAGAAAGCUUACCUUGAGCUUCUGGUCCCCUCCAGCCUGAUCGAUGAGCUAAUCACUCGCAUCGAGAAGAACGGUGACUUGACUUACCAUGCCACCAAUAAGAAGGGUGAGCUCAAGACGAACACACGUGAUAGCCCGAAUGCCCUGACAUGGGGUAUUUUCGCUGGACGGGAAAUCAUCCAGCCCACUAUCGUUGAGACUGUCAGUUUCCUGGCCUGGAAGGAUGAGGCAUACCUGCUGGGCGAGCACUGGUCUAAGUGCCAUGACGUAUCAAGCCCUAGUCGCAAGCUGAUUCAGCAUGUCAUGGAUGACUGGUACCUCGUCAACAUUGUCGACAACGACUUCCACAGAUCCAAUGCUGUCUUCGAACUAUUCGAUGGUCUGGAGGUCCCAGACCUCGAUGUCGAGGUCUCCGGCGCACCUUUGACUAACGGCCACGCCGAGCAAAAUGGCGUUGCAGCCAACUAG